This is a messenger RNA of Mugil cephalus (flathead mullet), 4039 nucleotides long. RefSeq names its product heparan sulfate (glucosamine) 3-O-sulfotransferase 3B1b (gene hs3st3b1b). Lineage: Eukaryota; Metazoa; Chordata; Actinopteri; Mugiliformes; Mugilidae. Bases 289 to 1488 code for a protein of 399 amino acids. The transcript is spliced from 2 exons. Gene Ontology annotation, molecular function: [heparan sulfate]-glucosamine 3-sulfotransferase activity. The record is from RefSeq and is a predicted model, not a curated record.
GUCGCGUUUAACAAACCUGAGAUGAGGCUGCGUCUCCUGCAGCUCAACACUUUCUCAAAUCAUAACCACAAUUAUGACCAGAAAUUGCCUCUCCUUCCUGGAUGUAUCCGUCACUUCGAUUACAUCUGGGUUAGCAUUUGUUUUGUGAUUUUUUAUUUAUUUAUUAUUGUUGUUUUUUUUAAGUUUUAAGGAGAGCAUGUGCUUCAUUUUGCGGAGAUUGCAGAGGUGCCACCGGGAGUGAGUUGGGCAAUAUGCGCCGCUGGGAUAUGAUUCUCACCCGAAAGGCUUAUGGAAUAUAGCCUGGUUUGCCACAGCCUGCAUGCCUUCUGGUCCAGCCCCGUGAAGAAGAAGCUCAUUCUGCUCAGCAUCAUGUUUUUAAUCUGGGUUUACAUGCUGUACUCCUGCGUGGGCUACUGCUCCAGCAUGCCAAGUUUGGUGGUGGAGAGUUACCGGGGCAGGGAGACCGGCUCGGCGGUGGGCAAGAGGACAGAGGGCAGCAGGACGGACCUGGUGUCCAGGCUGCUGGCGAAACCGCAGCCGUGGGAGGAUAUUGAGAGCGACUACGAGGAGCCGUCCAUCAGGACCGCCGCGUCCAGAGACCUGCUCAAUAACGAGCUGGACACGGACAGAGCCGAGGACUGGGAGGAGAUGCGCGGAGAGCAGCACAGAGCCCCGGAGCCCAGCGCCAUGUCCAGCUUCUCCAACGGCUCCGGGAGCAAGAAGCUGCCGCAGGCGAUCAUCAUCGGGGUGAAGAAAGGAGGCACCCGGGCUCUGCUGGAGUUCCUCCGGGUUCACCCGGACAUCAGAGCCGUGGGAGCGGAGCCGCACUUCUUCGACCGCAACUAUGACAACGGGCUGGAGUGGUACAGGGAGCUGAUGCCUAAGACCCUGGAGGGCCAGAUCACCAUGGAGAAAACCCCCAGCUACUUCGUGACCAGAGAGGCUCCGGCGCGAAUCUCCGCCAUGUCCCGGGACACCAAGUUAAUCGUCGUAGUGAGGGACCCCGUCACCAGAGCUAUCUCGGACUACACUCAGACGCUGUCCAAGAAGCCAGACAUUCCCUCUUUUGAGAGCCUCACGUUCAAAAACAGGACUACGGGGCUCAUCGACACGUCAUGGAGCGCCAUCCAGAUCGGCAUCUACGCCAAACACCUGGACAACUGGCUGCAGUACUUCCCCAUGGACCAGAUCCUGUUCGUGAGUGGCGAGCGCUUGAUCAGCGACCCUGCUGGAGAGCUGGGCCGCGUCCAGGACUUCUUGGGGCUCAAGAGGAUCAUCACGGACAAACACUUUUACUUCAACCAGACCAAGGGAUUCCCGUGCCUCAAGAAAGCGGAAGGCAGCAGCAAGCCCCACUGCCUGGGUAAAACCAAAGGACGGACCCAUCCGAACAUUGACCCCGAGGUGGUGCAGAGGCUACGGGACUUCUACAGGCCCUUCAACAUGAAGUUCUACCAGAUGACAGGACAUAACUUUGGUUGGGAUUGAUCUUGAAAUCGCAAAAAGACAUUUUCUUUUUUUAAAAUUCGUUUUUUUGUUUGUGUUUUUUUUUCUUUCUGUAAUUCUACGGCAAGAUGUGGAGAUAUUGCUAUAUAUAUGUAAAAUGUACAGAAAUCUAUUUUAUAAUAAUUUAUUUUUAUUUCUAAGCAAUUAAUUCACUAAGCUGCCUAACCAUGUUUGUACAUAACAUCUGACCCACGUGUUGUUUUUAACAUUCCUCAUUUGAAAUUGCUCCUCCCUCGUGGUCCUGUAAACUCAGUGGAUUUACUGGUGCUUCGUAAUGCAGAAAAUCAGCGACGACUGAAGUAGAAACUGGGGUGGGGAAAUGUAAAAGCACCAUAUUACGGGUACAGAGUGCUCACAGAGCAGUGGAGAACAUCCAUCCGUGCGCGUCCUCAUUCAUAUAUGCAUCACACUUUUCAUCUUGUUUCAGCCCUUUCCGAGUGUGAUUCUUUUCUAAGGCGCUUCACUUCCUUUACAAUCCAGCUUUCCUCCAUUGGCACAGGCCUAAGCACCGCAUCUCAUGUCCCAUUCCACUCAAUAACAGGUAGAUCAAUAGGCCUAAUUGAUCCUCAUUGUGUCACUCAUGCUUAAAGUAUACAGCUGCCCUUUCACUUCUUAGUGCUCCCGCUGCCUGCUCUAAUGAAUGACCCAUCCAUCAAACGCUAAAUCCUAUCCGGGACCACAUAAGGGCCCAUGUUAACAUUAUGCUAAUCGGGUAAAGGUAACUGGCAGAUCGAUCGAGCCUCCGAUCUCUAACUCCCCCAUUAGAAGCAGCCUCGGCUCGGAGCCACGCCCUCACCCUAUUCGCCCAGUUCAAAGGUCGCUCAAAGUCUCAAUCAAAUUUCCUCGAGAGGCAUUUGAUUUGUUGAGGAGAGCAGAGCCGGAGAAAGGUUGGGGCGAGUGCGUGCCUUGUUCUCAUGGUAAGAUAGGAAACCUUUGCGUGAGGUAGCGGGUCGGAUGGGGGGGAGGGGGCGCAUCGGGGCCAGGAAGAUGGGCCGUAGAGAUGGAAAAGAUGACAGGGCGAGGUUUUGCCUCAAUGAAAAUGGCGCUCCUUCAAACAGAAGUCCGCCAAGGCCCUCGGCCUCAGAUCUCAGACCGAGGAGAUCAAAGGGACAGAAAAGGUUUUUGUGAAGCACCCGCGGGCGGCGCAGCAAGAAUUGCCUCCGGCGGGGUUUCCGUCUAACCUCCGGCGUCAUCAGAAAAACCGCACGUGCCAUCGUCCAUGGCCGAUAUAUACUUUAUGCCUUAUUCACCCCCUGUCAUCCUCAUAUCUCACCUCUAUACACACAAACAGAUCUUAACUCUCUACUUGUUGCCAAAAAAAGCUUCGCGUGGAUAUCAUAUUUCACACGGCUUAGUUGCUAUCGCCUCCCCCCGCCCCCCGCCACCUCACCCCACCUCACCCCACCCCCUUGCAUUGCUUCCUAGGUUUUGUCUUUCUACUUGAAUUCUUGAUAUGCAAGAGGGAGAAAAUGUGUAGCCUAUCAUUCUUUGAUGUGAUGUCUUUGCAGCAAACGGCACGCUAUUAUGAGGGCACGGUUGGGGUGGGGUGGGCAGGGCGGGGUCCAUGCUAUGCUACAGUACGCUACGCUAUGCAUGCACGGUGCGGUAGCCAUUAUGAAAAUGCAGGCGUAAUGGGAGGGGGCUAUUAGCGUCCAGCGAGGGGUUCUCGCGCGUUCACGCGGAGCCCAGACUGAAUGUACACAACCUAUCCUCAUGCAGAGAAUCAGUUCUGAAGGUCGGAUCGCCACUUAGUGAAAAUUUGAUUGUCGUUUUGAAGAAAAUGUUGUGCCUCUUUAACUCUCAAAUCCAACACGGUCAGCCUGCUCCUGUCAUUAAAAGAGAUAAUGACGAAUUCAGCUAUUUUCCAGUGGAAACCAGUGGUUGCUAGCAGGGGGAGAUGGAGGCUCGUUACACUGUAUUUUUCUUUUUCUUCUUCCAUCAUCCUUCACUUUUAACUCUGUCCCAGCAACGGAACACCUAGGGAGAAUCUGCGUGCGGAAAAGCCUUCAUCUCCCCCUCCUCCUCUCCUGCAAUGUGCAAUGUUCGAUUAUUAACAAAAAAAAAAAAGAAGAAGAAAAAGCAUUUAUGAUGACCUCUUCGACAGCUGAUGGGAGAACUGCAUUUGAAUUCUGGUUAAGUUCAUGUAACUGAGGGAAUACCUGAAAAAAACUCUCUCUCUAUAUAUUAAAAAUAUACACUUGCACUCAUGGGUUUCCUCCGUGUUGCUGCAUCGGCUACGGUUGAGUUUUAUUCAACCCGUUGGGAGUUCUAAAAACAAUAAAAUAAAUAAAAAUAAUGUUUUAGAGAUGUUUGUCUUAUCCACAUAUAAUAUGUAUCUAGACUAGCAGAUCUGUAUGUACAAAAAUGAAAAAGACAUGUAAAUCAAGUAUUUUGUGGUAUGUACAUCAAAGGAAUUAAUUUUACACGACGCGAGAGCAAAAUGGAACAGAUGUUUCUAGAUGAUUAAAUACUGAACAUUCAUAAUAUUUCUUUGUAUGAAGAAAUAAAUAAAAAAGUAUAUAUUUUACCAAAA